Molecule: messenger RNA, 1632 nt
Organism: Oxyura jamaicensis (ruddy duck)
Lineage: Eukaryota; Metazoa; Chordata; Aves; Anseriformes; Anatidae
Gene: PTPA
Product: protein phosphatase 2 phosphatase activator
Exons: 10
Coding region: 128-1357 (409 amino acids)
Biological process (GO): mitotic spindle organization
Cellular component (GO): cytoplasm; protein phosphatase type 2A complex; nucleus
Molecular function (GO): protein tyrosine phosphatase activator activity; peptidyl-prolyl cis-trans isomerase activity
Source: RefSeq, a predicted model, not a curated record
CUGCCCGCCGCUGCCCGUCAGCGUUGGGCGCCUUGCCCUUCUCAAAGAUGGCCGCCGGCGGCUUCAGCGCGUCCUGGGGUUGAGAGGGGAGAGGUGGCAGCGGCGGCGGCGGCCGGGCUCCGGGAAGAUGGCAGAGAGCGAGCAGCGGGCAGGCACCUCGGAGGAGAUGGCUCCUCCCAUCCAGCAGAACUUCAUGAUCCCCAGGAAGGAGAUAAACAUCGUUUCCGACAUGGGCAAGUGGAAGCGCUCUCAGGCGUACGCGGACUACAUGGGCUUCAUCCUCACCCUGAACGAAGGCGUCAGAGGCAAGAAGCUGACCUGUGACUACAAAGUGUCAGAGCCCAUUGAAAAGCUGGUGGCUCUUCUGAACACCCUGGACAGAUGGAUCGAUGAGACUCCGCCGGUGGAUCAACCUUCUCGCUUUGGGAACAAAGCCUUCAGGACCUGGUACGCCAAACUAGACCAGGAAGCAGAAAACUUGGUGGCAGCGGUGAUCCCCAAGCAUUUGGCCGGUGCUGCCCCAGAAGUGGCCGUGUACCUGAAGGAGGCUGUGGGGAACUCCACCCGCAUCGACUACGGCACAGGGCACGAAGCUGCGUUUGCAGCCUUUCUCUGCUGCCUCUGCAAAAUCGGUGUUCUCAGAGUGGAUGACCAGAUGGCCAUUGUCUUUAAAGUAUUUAACAGGUACCUAGAAGUGAUGCGAAAACUUCAGAAGACCUACAGGAUGGAACCUGCUGGCAGCCAGGGCGUCUGGGGCUUGGACGACUUCCAGUUUCUACCUUUCAUAUGGGGCAGUUCCCAGCUGAUAGACCAUCCAAAUCUGGAGCCUCGACACUUUGUUGAUGAGAAGGUGGUAAACGAAAACCACAAAGACUUCAUGUUCCUGGAGUGCAUCCUCUUCAUUACCGAGAUGAAGACGGGCCCCUUCGCUGAGCACUCCAACCAGCUCUGGAACAUCAGCGCCGUACCCUCCUGGUCCAAGGUCAACCAGGGCCUCAUCCGCAUGUACAAGGCAGAGGUGAGCGCCAUGGGCAGGGGGGGCCUGGCUCGGCCUCGCCUGCUCGGCUCUUCGCUGCCUCGUGCCCCUCGGUGUGGGGGCUCUGUCACACCCAGCGGCUGCUCCUUGCUGAAUGUGGCUUGGGGACCUUUGGUGGUGCAGAAGGAGGCUCCAGCCUGCCCGGUGUUUGCCCCCAAAACCAGUCCCCAGACUGCCCUUCCUUGCAGGCACGGCCUCUGCCGCUUCUCGUCUUCCCACAGUGCGAGACCCAGGCCUCCAAAUGAGGCCCAACAUCUUGACACGCUCACCUUUCUGGUUCCCACACCGCUCUUUUCCCAGCUGGAGGAGGCUUGGUUUUAACCCCAUCCCGUGUUUUACGAGCCCCAGAGCAGGCUGAGCGCCUCCUGCCCGCCUCCCCCGGCCGCGAGUCGUGUCUGCGCAGCGCACCAGGCUGGCGAGGCCGUGGCCUCCGGGGCUUGGCAGCCCUCCACCCGCCAGCCUCCGCAGGCUUUCCUGGCGAACCCUGACCCCGGGGAACCGGGCAGUUCUGGCCGUCCCUUAUCUCCCCUUCCUGCCGAAGCCAACCCUGAACUUGAGGAAGCGGGACAGGAACUGCCACAUGCGGGCCUCCAGCA